Molecule: messenger RNA, 19559 nt
Organism: Podarcis lilfordi (Lilford's wall lizard)
Lineage: Eukaryota; Metazoa; Chordata; Lepidosauria; Squamata; Lacertidae
Source: the annotation of a GenBank genome assembly
GCCAGAACUGCCUCAUGGUUGACGCAGAGUGUAACAUUAUCUGGAUAGGUUUCUAUGAUUUAUUCAAAGCUCCCCAAGCUCCCUCUCCCAGAAUCAGGUUUUUAGAAGCCAGGCCACUAUGUCAAGGUUUAAAGCAGGCACCUCAGGAAAGGGGCGUUAUGAGAAGGAGACUGAGAUGUGGGAGAAGCAGGAAACAUCACCAUCUGAGGAAGAGAGAACAAACUUACUUGAUCAGCUCCUCCAUGAAAAAGUGCACAGUGGCACAAAGGAAACAGUGAGUACUCUAGAUCAGGGAUUCCAUGUACCUGCUUAAUUCCUCACUGUGGCUGAGGGUGUGUGUGUGUGUGUGAGAGAGAGAGAGAGAGAGAGAGAGAGAGAGAGCGCGAGCAGGGCUCGAGUGUGUGAUAUAUUAGCUGUGAGCAUUAGCUUGGGUGGAGUGGGGGGGGGUGCGGGACUGAUACCUGUGUCCAAAAUGACACUGCUGAAUGAACAUUUUGUGGAUACAGUUUGUAAGUGUGUUUCCGUUUUGCCCACUAUGAGUUGUGUGGUGUAAUAUUAGACCUUAGAAAGCAUCUUUUUGUACCCUUGGUGAAAAUGGGUCCUGGGCCACUAGAAUCUGUUACUCUACCAUUCUGCUUCUUGGGACCCAGUUAGCCCUUGCUUGAUAUCAACACAGUCGCUGCCCUUGUUUUAUCCCUCCUAGAAGCAGGUGAAAGUUGAUAGUUUUGGAAGAGCAUAUCAAAACCUCCUGUUCGAGUGAUGUUCACUGUUCACUUAUUCAUCCUCUACUUUUCUGAGAUUGGAACAAAAAGGAAUCACUUGGAGAAGUGGCAGAGGUUUACUUCUUGUGGCCCAUGUCUUCUGUGAGACAUCUACAGUGUAUCCUCAAUGGUUCCAAGCAGAGUGACCUACCAGGAGAAUAUCAAACCCUUUAUGCUCACAUAUUCAAACACACACAUCUAUGCUCCUCCUGUCAGUGUUGUAACAUGCAGUCUGGCUGUUCCUAUUACUGGUAAGUGAAGGGCCUAUUUUCUUAGUAGGUGUCCUAAUUCCAAGCAUAGGCCUAAUGUCAGGGAACUGCCAUCAGUGCCGGAGGGAGAGAGCAAAAUCCAGAGGGAUUCCAGAGGGUGUUCUGGGAUUGGGAGAGGCAGCCCAUCUUCUGGGGAAGAGAAUCAGCGUAGCACCAGUGGAGAAGCGGGGCAGAUGGGGGAAGCGGCGAGGAGGUCCCAUGACUCCUUUGCCGGGGACCAGCGAGGAGAGUAGAGGUCCUCCGCUGCCUACGCCCUCCUUGCGCAGAAGGCUUUCGCGCAGAGAGAGUAGGAGGAGACUAGGCGUCAAAGAGCUUCUUUGCUGGAAGAAGUUUAAGAAACGCCCACUGACGGAUUCUGCCAGCGACUGAGACAGCCACGGGUGAGUGGCUGUCCGGACAGAAAAGGUUCACUCAGGCAACCCAGCCAGGUGUUUGCACCGGCUUACGCACGAGCAACCCCUAGAACCACUACACCUAAAUAUUCAAGCAUUACAUCCAAUUGAAUUGCAGCAAUAUGGCUCAGCAGGCAGUCUUUUGGAAGCCAUAGAAAUUGGAAGUGAACUUAGCGUGGAACUCAUUUUUUUUUUAAAGGUAUGAUAUCUGAAUGAAAAGUGUUCUGUACAGGGAAUGCAAUAUUGAUACUAAAUGUUUCCAAAUGGCAAUAGUGAGGCAAGUCAGCCAUGGAUUAGUGGACAUAACUUGCUCGCUGCUGCACUGUGACCAAAUAUUUUCUUAUCUAAAACGUGUCAUUCUGUUUUCACCUGGUAAAGGUUGAAGGGUAAGUUACAUCAUGGGCCAUUUUCCUUUGAUCUUUAGCAUUCUACAUUUAUGAGAACAAAACCAGCCACUUAAAUUGCACAUUGAUGGAUUUAAAUGUACGCAAGAUGAAAAUGGGCUAUGUAUGGCUUGAACACAUGAAAACGAAAAACACGAAGACAUUGCAAAGCAGGGAUGGAGAACAUCUGGCCUGUGGACCAACCUCAAGGCUUCAAGUUAUGAAUGCACGGACAGCUGUGGCCAUGUGAGACUGAAGCAAGUUUAAGACGGCAAUAUAAAUAUCUACACUACUUAGAAGUGAUUCCUACUGAACUCAGUGGGGUUUAUUUCCAAAUAAGCCUGCUUAGGUUCAAAUUGCAAGCACCUUUUCCGAGUUUAUAAGUCUGCUUUCACCAGUCUGGUGCCUCCAGAUUUUAAAUGGUUUUUAUUGAAAGAGUUUCAUAGACAACAAAGGCACAUAUAAUAUCUCUGUUUUCAAUUCACAGAGUCCUAUCCACAGGUAGGUGUACAUUUGGUGUGAGACGUUGCUAUCAUAGGCACUCUGAGGUUACGGGGAGGGGAGAAAGAGGUGGAAGAAAGAUGCUUUGGACUACAACUCCCCUCAGCCCCAACUAGUCAGGGCUGUCAUAAUGAAUGCCUAUUUAAUUAUAACACAAACACAGACUUCAGGCUACGCAGUAAGGCUUCAUUCACAAGAGCUCAUGCAUGAGCAUACUUAAUCAUGCAAGCAGAAUAAGUAUUUUGAGUGAAAUGUCUUAGUUUACUCAAAGGAAGUCAAGCAGAAAAUAAAUUGCAGGGAGGGGGAGGGAAAUUAAUUUUUUUUAGCACUAACUCUAUUUCACCCUCUCUUAAACUAAGAAACAAGGUGCAAAAUCUUAAAUUAGAGCCAGUGUGGUGUAGUGGUUAAGAGUGGUAGUUUCGUAAUCUGGUGAACUGGGUUCACAUCUCUGCUCCUCCACAUGCAGCUGCUGGGUGACCUUGGGCUAGUCACACUUCUUUGAAGUCUCUCAGCCCCACUCACCCCACAGAGUGUUUGUUGUGGGGGAGGAAGGAAAAGGAGAAUGUUAGCCGCUUUGAGAUUCCUUUGGUAGUGAUAAAGCGGGAUAUCAAAUCCAAACUCUUCUUCUUAAAUUACAGUUUGUGGUAAUCUUACAACCUCAUGCUAUUGUCUGUCCCAAAACCUUUGUAGGAGCAAAUGACAUUAAAAGUGGGACCCCAUAACCUACCUAGUAUCACCAUAAGCACAAAUAAUAAUUAGGGAUGUGCAAUAAUAGAUGUUUCAAAAAAUGGCAGGGAGAACAAAGAGAUUCUAUUGGUCACAACCAGAGAUUAAUAACAGAAGAAAGGUACCGUAUUUUUCCAUCUAUAAGAUUCCCCCUAUUUUGGGGGACUCCGAUUUAAGAAAAAGAGGGGGGAUAUGGCCCCCCAUGUAUAAGAUGCCCCCAAAUUUUGGACAUUAUUUUUUUAGGAAAAAAACCUAGUCUUAUACACGGAAAAAUAUGGUAAUUUUUAUCACAAUAUCAAAAACAACAUGUUUUAAAUGUUACCUCAAAAUGUAAUUCUUUACACAGCUGAUAGUAUGCCUUAGUUUGUAGCUUUCGAUAACAGAUGCUUUCUUUUUGUCCUUUAGAAAUCUCUUCUCCACCGGCUGAUUUUCCUGGCCAAGAUCUCACCAGAGCUGGCUGACAAAAGGGAUUUAGCUGGUAAGGAAACAUCCUCCUGCUGGCUGCUUCACCUUUCUAGAUAAUUCACAAGAGGCUCUAGAAUGGGGUGAGGCAAAUGAAUGAAAUGGGCUGCCCAUUGCCAUCUUGUUAGCCAUAUUGGUGUCUGGGGCAAAUAUUACAGGCCUUUGGGAGGCUGCCGGGGGCGGGGGGGGGGAGCACAUGAGUUUGGAAACAUAGGAGAAAGGACUGCAUUAAACUAAGUUGCAGAAGCCAGGACAAGUAUUCCCACUAGUGCAGUGGGACUUCCUCCCCUCUCCCCUUCCCCUGUCCCCUCCCCAAAUCUGUUCCAGAAGGUUGGGAGAACCCCCAGGCUGGCAGGAGAAGGGAAGGCAUUCUGUCGGACAAGAUCAAAUGUGUGUCUUUGAGUACAAACCAAAGUCAGCAAACUGUUUUUGCCUACCAAGCAUAAAUGAGAUGCUCUUUUUUAGCUAAGGCAAUUGAGGCAAGUUACACGCAGGUAAAGUGUUAACCUGCACAGCACUGAAAUGAGAAUUAGUAGGAAAUUUUGUAGGGUCGGCCGAAGAGAGGCAAUGCAGAAUCCUCGUAGGGCUGUCACUGAGUCAUUGGGUUAAGUGUUGGGAUACUUUCCAUCUUUUAACAUGAGCUUCAGAUUCAUAGGUUUUCUCAGAUUAAUAGAAAGAGGGGCUUUUUAAAGAAAAUGCAGACAUUAAGAAAGGAUUGCAGGCAUUGGGCCUCCUGCUCUACAAACCCACACCUUUCUUUCCUAUUUCGCAAGCCUGAUUUUAGUUUGGCUUUACAGCAAGGAAGGCAGGGGAUGGGCGAGCCUGAGAGGCCAGGGGGGACAGGUGUCACCUGGCUGUCCCCACUGUAUGGGGGUUGGCAUGCUAUUCCAAGAACGAUUCAAGCCUGCCUUGCUUCUCCUCAGAGUACUGGGAACAACUGUUUGCGAGUCUUCAGCGCUCCUAUUACCAGAGCGAGGGGGUCACAGGCCUACUGCUGCUCUACCCCGCAUAUGUUGUACACAUACUGGAGGUAAGGUCUCUUGGUGAGGUGGUCCCACUGUUGAAAGAUAUGUUGGGAUUACAUGGGAUAGCUCCAUUGGUGGAAUGUGAGACUCUUUAGUCUCAGCGUUGUGGGUUUGAGCCCCACGUUGGGCAAAAGAUUAUUGCAUGGCAGUGAGUUGGCCUACAUGGUCCUUUUCCAACUCUACAAUUCUAUGGUUAUGCUCAAGGUUAUGAGUGACUGCAUCACUCAUGUCCUGAGUUUGCUGGAUCAGUCCUUCGUGGAUCAGUUUGCUGGAUCAGUCCUUCGUGCCUAUGGCCCGUCUAUGAAUUUACUCUUGUAUUGACUCCUGCCCCAAAUGACAGAACACACAUCGGCAUUAGCUGGGAUCCAAGCAUUAUAUAUAUAUAUAUAUUUAAAUAAUUUUUAUUAAGGUUUCAAUCAAAAAUUGAACAACAAAGAAAAAAAAACAUAAAAAAGAUACACAAAUACACCAUACAAAUCCCAGAAAGAAAAUUAAAAAAACACAGAGCAAGAAUCAACAAUAAAAAGAAACAUAACAAUUAAAAACAAUAUCUCUUUUCCAUUUCCGUUUUUGAAUUUACUUAUUUUCUGGACUUCCUCAUACCUCCCUCUUUUGUAUUCCAAUCCAAAUUGUUUGUCCAGCAAUUUCUUUUCCACUUUUUUAAUCCCAAUCUUUAAUUUUAAUAUAAUAUAAUAUAUAACUUCAACUUCUUUAAACCUAAUCUUUGAUCUUAAUGUAAUAUAACAUUGAAAUUUUACCUCUUAAUUAUCAAAUUUCCAUUUCCUUAAACAUCUUUAAUCCUAAUCUUUAAUCUUAGUCUAUCAUUAACUUUAACCUGUACAGCUGGAAACCACUUAUUUUCAGUCCAACAUCACUCUAACAUUCUUUAAUUUUGCAAUGUUUCUGAAGAUAGUCUUUGAAUUUCUUCCAAUCUUCCUCCACCAACUCUUCUCCUUGGUCACGGAUUCUACCAGUCAUUUCCGCCAGUUCCAUAUAGUCCAUUAAUUUCAUCUGCCAUUCCUCCAGCGUGGGAAGUUCUUGUGUCUUCCAAUACUUUGCGAUGAGUAUUCUUGCUGCUGUUGUUGCAUACAUAAAGAAAGUUCUAUCCUUUUUUAACACCAUUUGGCCGACUAUGCCCAGGAGAAAGGCCUCUGGUUUCUUAGGGAAGGUAUAUUUAAAUACCUUUUUUAAUUCAUUAUAUAUCAUUUCCCAGAAAGCCUUAAUCUUUGGGCACGUCCACCAAAGGUGAAAAAAUGUACCUUCAAUUUCUUUACAUUUCCAACAUUUGUUAUCGGGCAAAUGAUAGAUUUUUGCAAGCUUGACUGGGGUUAUGUACCACCUGUAUAUCAUUUUCAUAAUAUUCUCUCUUAAGGCAUUACAUGCCGUAAAUUUCAUACCUGUGGUCCACAACUGUUCCCAGUCAGCAAACAUAAUGUUAUGUCCAAUGUCCUGUGCCCAUUUAAUCAUAGCCGAUUUUACCGUUUCAUCCUGAGUAUUCCAUUUCAGCAGCAAGUUAUACAUUCUUGACAAAUUCUUAGUUUUGGGUUCUAACAGUUCUGUUUCUAAUUUGGAUCUUUCCACCUGGAAGCCAAUUUUCUUGUCCAAUUUAAAUGCCUCCAUUAUCUGAAAAUAAUGAAGCCAGUCUCGCACUUUGUUUUUUAAUUGGGAUCCAAGCAUUAUAACCCUGCUCUUUCACCUCUCUCACCACCUCCCACUCCAUCUUUUCCCCCAGCCAGAGCCCUCUCCCCACAAGUCCCUUUCCACCAGUGCUUGGAAUGGUACCCUUUGCAUUAUUGAGAUAAGGGCCAUAGCAAGGAAUGAGAAGGUGAGACGGUGGCUCUGGAAAAGCAGCUCCUCCAUGUGCUCAGCAGCCUUACAAAGGAAAUCAUGAGAGGGCUUCCUUUUCCAGAAUCUGUCGUGUUUGUUGGCUCCAUUGGUGAGGUAGUCUCCUUGGCAGUACCUGCUUUUUUCUCGUUAUCAGACACCCUUGGAUGUUGUGAAGUCAGCCUCUCACUGUUCGUAACCACGGCAACAGACAGCCUAGGAGUCCUUAGCUGGAGUUGGCAUCUGGACCAGUUUUAGAUCAACAGUUCCAAAAUGUGUCUUGCCCCUUCUUUCAUUGUUUUGGAAACCUUACAUCACAAUUCUGCUCCUUCAAUACACACAGCACAACUUGUUGUGCUUUCACUUCCAUCUGAAAAGCCUGGGCUCGUCCACCCUUCAGUUUGUUCUGUGCCUAAAAAGCAUGGCUCCCAGCAGUUUUCUGCUUCACCCAUACUUUCUAGGCAUGGGUCCAAGCAGUUUCCCCCUUGCCCCACUCCUUUCCCAGGGAAAACCUGCUCUUUAGUACUCAAUCGGAGCAAGUGUCAAUCUGGAGAAAACCACUUUGUUGUUUGCUCCAAUUGAACACUAAAGAGCAGUUUUCCCUGGGGGGGUUUGCAUGCAAAAUCAGGACUGGGUUAACCAUUAAGCAAAAUAAGCAUGUGCUUAGGGCAUCAAGGGAAGGGGGACACCAGAGAAAUUUUCCAUUGCUGGGUUUUUAUCAUUAAUAGUCACAAAUUACUCAGCUGAGCGUUCAUUUUCUGAGUUGAAUUAUAUUAAAAAUUCCAACAGAACAAUUAUGCAACAAGGCAAGCUGGAUGUCUUAUCUCUACUAAGCAUAGAAGCAGAUGUGUUAUGCAAGAUUAGUUUUGAGGAUCUGAUCAAAGACUUUGCAAUUAGAAAAAGCAGCAGAAUUUUUUUUCAAUUAUAGAUAAAGUGGAAAUAUACAAAAAUAAACAUUAUUUUCAUCUUACUGUUGGUUUUGUUCCAUUUUGAAAAAUAAAACUUUUUUACGGUUUAUUAUUGUGUGUGUGUACACACACACAUACACAUGGAUAUUUAAAGAUUCUAAUAUGAUCCUGUGCAAAAUGUAUGCUCUGCCAUUGAGCUUUAGCUCUUUCCCCUCAAACCAUCCCAAAAAACCCAGGCUAUUUGGAGCCUGUUGCACUUCUGCAAACUUGUUCAAGAAGAGUGCCCCUGCUUUAUUGCUAGGUUGCAUUUUUAACCAGAUGUGUUGAUUUGUCUUUCAGUCAUCCAGUGAUGUGCUUUAUGCUGUCCUGCGAGACCUGAGGGAUAUGGAGCAGCAGCAGAGGUGAGCAGAUGGUGGCAAUUAUGUGCCCUCUUCAAGCCUAGGGCUGGUUGUCAGGAGAGCAAUUUUGAUUAACAGGAUUUGAUCUGAUAUACUAGCAGUGCAAUCCUCUCAGAAACACCAUUAAGUUCAGCGAGGCUUACUCCUAGGCAAGUAGGCAUGAGAUCACAGUCUAAAUAUACCUUUUGAUCUUGUAGGAUGCAAGGACUGAACCCCUCAAUGCUAAUGUUUCUGUAGGCUUCACUAAAGGAACUGUUUCUUUCAGCUUCCAGCAAUUCCUGAUAGACUGCCAUACUACAUGACCUUGGACCUUGCAUGGACUCUUGGCUUAGUCUAUCAUACAGGGGUGUUCUGAGGAUGAAUGAGGGAGGAUGCCCCCAAACUUUUUGGAGGAGUAGUGGAUAAAAACACCAAUACUAAUAACACAUAUUCUGGUACCGAGAGGCAGAUGGGCAGUUGACAUCUUUACUUCUCCCUGACUCAAGUAUUGUGGUGCUUUUUAUAUGCGAAUGAGCUUAACAGAUUUCAUAUCACGUGAGGGAAGCAAUACUUAACAUUCAACAUUUUGCCUAACUACACAUUAUAUUUAUGACAUGAUUAGCAAUCAUGUAGUGGGUUUAAUUAAAAAUAAAAUACUAGGCAUUUGUGGGGUGGUGGUGGUAGAGUAUCAGCGUAUCCUUUUCCAGCUGUGAUUUAAUAAAAACGGUAAUCGGCAUUAGGAGAGGGGGAAAAGUUCCUAUUGACAUCAAUGGGAAGUUUUCUCUUAGUACUAAUUGCUACAUAGGGUGAGUGUGCAUGAGACCUUUAUGGAGAUUGCAGUUGGGAAGGGGGGGGGGUUUAAGCCUCUCUUGACACUGUGGUGUCAAUUACAACGUGAACCUGUAGUUUGGCCUGAGUUACUGAGUGGCAAGAGUUCAUAUUUGCAUUUAUGAACCUGCCCUUAGAAAACAUCAGGCCUGGGGUGUCACAACCUUGCAGGAGCUCUCUGGUUCUGUGGAUGUCACUGCGCUUGGCUCAGUUUCCAGCUUUUCAUGUUUUGAAGCUUUUAUUCUUUGAAGGAGCUUAAGGAAUCCCUUAAUGUCUAUGAGAGGAAGGCUAGAGUUAGAACCUUUCAUGGUGGUGAUGUAUUUGUUUAGCGCUUCCGACUCUGCUAAAUGGCAUUAUGUGAUACAGUGGUACCUCGGGUUACAUACGCUUCGGGUUACAGACUCCGCUUACCCAGAAAUAGUGCUUCAGGUUAAGAACUUUGCUUCAGGAUGAAAACAGAAAUCGGGCUCCGGCAGCGCGGCAGCAGCAGGAGGCCCCAUUAGCUAAAUUGGUGCUUCAGGUUAAGAACAGUUUCAGGUUAAGAACGGACCUGCAGAACGAAUUAAGUACUUAACCCGAGGUACUACUGUAGUUUGAAAUGUUUCUUCUCACCCAGACUGUAGUUUACCCCCAUACAGCAACAAGCACCAUUAAGCUACCAAUUCACAGGAUUCUUUGUGGAUGGAGACAUACUUUAAAUGUAUGCUGUACAUGCAGACUCAGGCCAAAUCCUGCUGCUGGGUGGAGGGGGUUUGGUUGCCCCAUUGCCUUUGUUUCUGUCCUGAGAGGUACCCCACCCCCCAAUAGUUGUUUUUCUCUUGGUUUCAAAAGAAAGUGCAAGCUCUGAGCUGUGAUUUCUUGGCCUCUGUUUCAGAGUGUUAGUCCUGGAUGCCAAGAUCCUUGUCAUGUCCCACAAUCUCCCUUCCCGACUCUUCCAGCAGUGGAACUACAAAGUGCUGAAUGUGCCUGAGAGAUACCAGGAGUACGAUGCAGCCCGAGAAGAGUCAAUGGAGGCUAUCAUCUGCGAGUGCCUCACCACGCUCCUGAAACUUGGCAAGCAUCUGCAGAGGUACCCCAAGGUAUGGGCCCUUGAGCCGUUGCCAGAAUGGGUCUGACACUCUCCUAGCCUCUUCUACUAUUGUUUUCGCUGUUUUGGUACCUGCAGAGCAUGCAUUAUUAGUAUGUCAGGCGCUGCACGCACAGAGACUAAAGACCGCCACCAGCCAUUUGCAAUGCAGCCUAGUAGUGCCUGAUAUGAUGGAGGUCACGUAGAAGAGAUGGGAGCUUUUUUUGGCCACGGAAGAGUAAGAGAAAGAGUGGCUGAAGGAGGCCUGGCAACAACUCUCCAAGUUGAUGAUGUUGGUGGCGAUAGUAGUAAUUUAUAUACUGCUUAAUGCCAGAUUAGGCUUCUGCUAGUAUAAAAACCAGUUGCACAGACUUUUAAACAUAAAUGCUCCCAAUUAAAAUACAACAGUAAAAAAAAAUAUUCCUCUUAAAACAUUAAAAUAUAAGCAUCCAUAAUUAAAAUAUGCAACAAAACAAUCCCAUUCGAACAACAGCAAGCUACAACAGCAUCUCUUCCUCAGAUAGCUUGGGAAGCUGAUGCCAUGCCAUCAAAAAUUAAGGCUGGUUUAAGUUUCACCUCUAAUGCAAUGGUAUUUUUCUUUUCAUUGUCCCUUUCAUUGCACUGACUGGUAAGUGACCCAAGCGUUAUAAAACAGGACAGGUCAGCAAAAUAUUCCCACCAGCACAGUGUUCCUAUCUUCAUAUAGACCAUGGGAUUCACCUGACGCUGAGUUCUUAACUUCUUCUCCAGAAGCCCAAGAACCUUGAAGAUGCCAUCCUGGAGAAGGUCCCAGAGCUCAUUGUCCCCCAAGAUACCAUCUGCCACCUGCUGGAAUGCCAAGAGUUACCGAGUGCAGCUCAGUACCUGCAACUUUAUGACUCCCCUUUGAACAUUCUGAUGGAUUCAGGUAUGGACCAAUCAUGUAAGGCUAGGGAGGAAGGCUGUGGGUGGGCCCAUAGCCCAACAUUUUGUGGGACUGGGGCCUAAGAGGCACAGGUAAGAGUCUCUAGGGGAUGUAGAACACCUGCUUGGAAAAUAGAUGAUCAAGGGUAUGGUCUGAAGGCACAUGAGACUACCACCAUGUUGCUGGAACUAAGUGGGUUUGUUUCUGGCUGGUGCCUGGGUGACUACAUGGAAACCACAUGUAUACUGCUUUGGGCUUCAUGGUGAGAGAAAGGCCAGAUUAGUCUGUUAGAAAUCACACAAGCAAGGUCCUAGGUUUAAUCCCCUGCAUCUGCAGGUAGGCCUGGGAAGAUCCCUACCUAGAUCAUGGAGAGCUGUUGCCAGUCAGUCUGAUUUGGCAAAAGGUAGCUCCUUGUAUUCAUAUUCAUUGCAGAACUAUCACAACAUCAAUACUGUAAGCCCAAUACGUUUAAAGUGGUUUGAUUUGAUUAACUAUUAAUUUGAUCACAUUUACAAACAAGGGCUUAGAGUUUAGCUGUUAUCCAAAUACAUUUGCGCUCAUUCCCCAGAACAUUGGAAGGCAAGAGUACUUCUUAGGAGCAAAUGGGUAGAAUACGCUGCCCUCUUUUCCUAUGAUCUCCACCUGUGAACUGGCCAUAGAGGCUAAAAAUUCAGGGAAGGAGACUGGGGGUAUUCUUUAGGGGCCCCGGCAGCAAUUAUUUAAGGUCCCCAAAACAGAUUUCCCCCAGUGUUCCUACUAGAGAUACUUUAAGUGGAUGCACCAAGGCAUGGACCUGGGAUUUUCUGCAUGCAAAUCAUGUCUCUAAUGCUUGGGCUAGCUGCCCAGCCGCUGUACUUACCUUAAAGGCAAGUGCCAAAACUGAUCUUUUUGCUGCUGCCUUUUCCAGCUGCUGAGAGAUGUCCUUGUGAAGCUGAGUGAAUAAUUAUUUAUUUUUUAAAAAAACACCUUUACUUGGGCACCCAGGAUGGGCAGCACCUGUGUACACAGAAGUACUUAUAGCAGUACUUUACUGCUGUAUUGCAUGGACACUUUGGGAAUAAACUUCAGCUGUACUGUGAACAUCCAUGUGAAUGCAGCCUGCAUCUGAACCUCAAAUCUGUGAGCCUCAGGAUAUGCCGCAGGCACCCGGCUCAUCAACCCACCAACAUGUGCUGGCUAGAAAUAUAAUAGGUUAGAUUUUGAGAACAGUUGCUUAGCUUCUCAAAAUCUAACCAAUUAUAUAUCUUAGGAGAACAGACACUUAGGUGUCACAGCAUCCUAUGGGUGCUUGCUGUGUUCAGUCGUCCUUUCCUCCAGGAAAGUGCGCAAGAGAUGACAGCCUUAGCUACCUCAAGCCCCUCUGCUGCAAAAUGCUAGAGCAGAGUUCAAAGUUGAAUAGGUAUUGCCUUGCCCAAGGCUCUCUACAAAACAUUCAAGGCAAGGCUGGUGUACUUGCAAAAAGAAGGCGCUGAGCAUCCUGCUGUAACAUACCAAAUUAAAUGCAAAGCUCAGGAAUCAGAGGACUCAGCUGGUUUCUAAGUCUGCCUCCGCCCCUCUAAGGAUAUUUACAGGUAUCCUGGAGGAUUCUUGAUAGCAACAAGCUUAUUGGCUUGCCUGGGUCUAAUGGCAAAAUACUAACUGCCCCAUGUAGUUAGCGAAGCUACUAGAAGAGGGCAGAUGAGGAAAUUCCAAAGUGGCAAACUUGACCAAACUCUGGAUUUCAGAGAGAUUUGCACAGAUUCUGGUUGUGGUUUGUUAGUGUGUCUUCCAGGAGAAAUGUUUGGCCAAAGGACACAAGAUACUGGAGAAAAGGUCUUAAAUCUAGGUGAUUUAAUUUGCCAUUUAAAACUGGUAUUCUCAUGGAAGGAGAAGACCUGUAAAGUAAUAAAGGUAACCAAAAGAUGACUGUCUUUUGAGAUCAGCCCCUUGGUCCUUCCAAUUAGAAUACUGUUGUGUUAUUUUUGGGGGGUUCCAUCUGUUCUGCAUAUGGAGAGGUACAACGGAUGGCUCCACAGAGAUGGGACUCCUUGUGUGUUAUGGCCUACUUUUCAAUACAGUGGCAAUUAAAUUAUUUGUAACUUGCAGAGUAGUUAUGCCUUUGCUCUCAUCAUGUAAUAUGUUAUGUGCACCAGUGGAUUUUGGUUCUGUGUGCCUCCAAGUCACUGCUUAGCAGUAGAUUGGCAGCCAGGAGGUGAGCUGGGACUUCAAUGGCCUAGCUGGCUUUUUGGGGGGUGGGGGGUAGAGUAAAAGACAAAUGGAGUAAGGUUACCAGAUUUUUUUCAAUGAAUCCGGGGACACUUUUCAACUUCAGUAGGAAUGCUAGGAUUUUGUCAGGGGACUGAUGUGUAAAUCUGGGGACUGUCCCCGGGAAACGAGAACAUCUGGUAACCUUAAAAUAGAGUAACUGGAUGCAGGCAGGGCAGAAGGCAGCAAAUGAAACAGGAAUAGCAACUAUCCAGGCAUUGCCAAGGAAUCCUAUGGGAAACCUUUUCCUGUGCUGCUGGGAGAUCUGUGGACAGAAAGCUCACAUGCUCUCAAUUCUUGGUUGAGUUGUACACGCACACAUCAAUGAGCGUAUGGAUGGACCAAAUGCCUAUACUGUAUCUAGAUCCAUGCCUUGUGCUAUAGAGCAGACACCCCUAUUUGUCUUCCAAGUUUUAUGAGGCAAAACAGCAGCUAUGGGGAAAUGGUACCAUGCUAAGUUAAAUUUCCUCCCUCUCUCUGCUAUGGUUCCUAUGUGAUUCUAUGUUUAUACCUAUGAACUAAUUAAAACAAUCUCCCAUAUAAUGUCCAAUUGAAUGAGCUGAGAGGCAAUGGAUCCUUCAUUGCUAUAGAAAGAAGCAACUCUGUAACCCAGAUUCUCCCCCCACUCAACCCCUGAAUCUUACGUUUAUUUCAGGCAAUGUGUAUGGAAAAGAGAUGGUAAGUUGAGCUUCUGGCUGCCAUAGGAAGACUUUGCCCAAGCACCUUGCUAUCUCUGUGCCCUCUACUAAUGUCUAUGUUUGGAUUAAACAUGAGUCAAUUCCACACACUAAGAAAGCAUGUGGAUUUAUUUCACUGGUUAUGGAGCAAUACAGAGAAAAUGCCCCUUCAAAAUUUAUUUGAUAUUCUCUCUCUCUCUCUCUCAUCCCUUUUCACUUGCCAAGAGACACAUAAAAGGGUUUUCACCUUUGGCAGGGUUUAAUUUGAAAUCAGUCAAUGCUGCCAUUUAUAUAGCCCUUGUUUUGGUUGAAGGGCUUGUGUUUCGAAGCGAUGAUCCCACAUCAGUUUAAGUUCUUCAUGCACAGCGUAAAGGUACAGUACAGCGAAUUGUAUGCUUCCCACUGCAUGCAGGCACUUGCAUGAUGCUUCCCAGCGCAUGAGUAUAGUCACAGGCCACUUGUUGCUAGACCAGACUAACACCACCUGCUUCAUACAGGAACAACUUUUAGUCACCUGUCACAUUAACAUCGCUACCUGCUGCUAUAGAAGCAAUUGCUUUUGAAUUCCACUGCUCUGCGUAGUAUUAAUCACAUUGCAAUAAGCACAGGUUUGUGUGAACAUGCAACACUGUAUGGUAUAGAUUCCUCUUCCAAUCCCAAAACAAAGCUGCUAAUCCACUUCUGUACCACAGUGGAGGAAAGCUAUGGAGACAGCAGUUUGAUUAUGAAGAUUAGCUUAUUUUAGAGAUGGGAACUCCUCCAUUAUGUGUUUCUCCUCCUCAGAAGGCCACAGUGCAAUGCCAGUUUAAUGCUUGUUCCUUCCCACACUCCUUAUGCUGCUUAUCAGAUGCUUCAACACCAGUGAUGUUUUCUCAGUCUCCCUCCCCCUUUGGCCAGCUAGCCCGAGGAAGAGUUCUGGAGAGCUCAAAAGCUUGCAUACAGCACACACUUUUUUUGACAUCUUGGUUGGCCUAAUACGAACUUUGGGAUUUUUUCUUAACACCAACAUCUUUAAGAUUGCUUCAAUAAAUGAAGAAGGGGAAGUUGAUCUCCAGCUAUUGUUGGACUUCACCACCCCUUAUCCCUGAUCAUUGGGCUAGCUGGGCCGGUAAGAGUUGGGAGGCAAAUGGCACCUGGAGUUUCACAGCUUUUCCACCGCUACACAAAAUGCUGUGGAUCAAAUGUGGUUGUUAGUUAGCUGUCUUGCUAGAGGAACAGCAGAGAAUCUUGAGCUCAUAAUGGUCCCUGGAAAAGGUCUGAAAGCAGCAUUCAUCACAAGGUACGAGCUCUUGAAAAGCAGCUGGGUAAACUGGGAAGACAGACUAAGCUCUCUUGGCUAUACAGGAUGGUAUCUCUGUUUUGUUUUUUAAAAAAUAAGGGACCUGACUCUUGCCAUUAAUUCUCUUACUCUGUUCACACAAACUGCUAUUCUAGGGGCUAAGGUCACACUACAUCACUCACUCUGCUUGUGGAAGUAUAUUGUGUCAAAAUUCAUGUAUGUUUGUUCAUGUAUGUUUGUUGUCGCCCGAGAAAUACAUAAAUUAUUGUUGUUAUUGUUUAAAUUUAUUAUUUAUACCUCGCCCAUCUGGCUGGGCUUCCCCAGCCACUCUGGGCAGCUUCCAGAAAAAUAUUAAAAUACUGUAAUACAUCAAACAUUAAAAGCUUCCCUAAACAGGGCUGGCAAAUAGAAGGGGAAGAAAUGGAGGUAGUGAGAGAUUUUACUUUCUUGGGCUCCAUGAUCACUGCAGAUGGUGACAGCAGCCACGAAAUUAAAAGAUGCCUGCUUCUUGGGAGAAAAGCAAUGACAAACCUAGACAACAUCUUAUUAAGUAGAGAAAUCACCUUGCCAACAAAGGUCCUUAUAGUAAAAGCUAUGGUUUUCCCAGUAGUGAUGUAUGGAAGUGAAAGCUGGACCAUAAAGAAGGCUGAUCGCCGAAGAAUUGAUGCUUUUGAAUUAUGGUGCUGGAGGAGACUCUUGAGAGUCCCAUGGACUGCAAGAAGAUCAAACCUAUCCAUUCUUAAGGAAAUCAGCCCUGAGUGCUCACUGGAAGGACAGAUCGUGAAGCUGAGGCUCCAAUACUUUGGCCACCUGAUGAGAAGAGAAGACUCCCUGGAAAAGACCCUGAUGUUGGGAAAGAUGGAGGGUACAAGGAGAAGGGGACGACAGAGGAUGAGAUGGUUGGAUGGUGUUCUCAAAGCUGCCAGCAUGAGUUUGACCAAACUGCGGGAGGCAGUGGAAGACAGGAGGGCCUGGCGUUCUCUGGUCCAUGGGGUCACGAAGAGUCGGACACGACUAAACGACUAAACAACAGCAACAAACAGGGAUGCCUUUAGAUGUCUUCUAAAAGUCUGGUACUUGUUGUUCUCUUUGACAUCUGGUGGGAGGGCAUUCCACAGGGAGGGUGCCACUACCGAGAAGGCCCUCUGCCUGGUUCCCUGUAACUUGGCUUCUCGCAGUGAGGGAACUGCCAGAAGGCCCUCGGUGCUGGACCUCAGUGUCCGGUUAGAAUGAUGGGGGUGGAGACGCUCCUUCAGAUAUACUAGGCCGAGGCCGUUUAGGGCUUUAAAGGCCAGCACCAACACCAAAACAAGAACCACCAAGAUGCAUACCUGUUGUGCUCCAAGCGGUUGUACUUUGGGCAGCAUCCCUGUGCUCCUGUCAAAGCUAGAGGAUAAUCUCGUAUUGCAGCUUACACGUUUUCAUUCUUAAAGCAAGGGACGGAUGCAAGCUUACUCUGGGCUAGCGCCUACAGAAAUGUCCAACACUGUUCCCUUUUGUAUGUUAGGGCCAUCUAAGUGCACAUGGCCUUUUCUGUCGAGUGCAUAUGUGCAUCAGCCACAAAUACAGCUUCCUAUAUGGCGGAACAUUGCUUUUCUGUUUGCUUGAAUUUGUAAACCGCUUUGAGCAGCACCUUUGUGAAGGGAACAAGUGACGCAUAAGCCGGCGCUUGUUUUUUAUUGAGUCAUAACCCCGUCUUGCCAACCCUUGCCCCCAGUCUGUCUAGCAUAAAUCUCCAGCACCUUGAGAUGGUUCUAACACUCCACUUCUUCUGUCUCCAAAACAGAGACGACAUGGCCUUUGGCAGAACGGUUAAAACUGCAUCUUGAAUGGGCUGCUGCAAAGGGAACCCACUUUCAAUAAGGAAAAACGACUCGGGACGAAAUGUAUUGCAUUUGGAGCAGAGUGGUAGUAGCAGGAAAUCAAGACUGAAUACCUUAAGAUUUGAUUGAGAAUUCAACAGCAAAGGAGGUGUUUUAAAGUGAUCACUGGGAAGCAUGAGUAGGAUGAAAGGAGACACAGUUGAGCAAUUUUUUCAUCUCACUUGUUGUUUUAGUUCACCGUUUGUGGAAAGUAUUGAAAAUCUCUAGCGCUGCUCUGAAAUCUUAGGCAUUCCUUCAAUUCAGAACCAGCAUCUAAAUGGCAAUGUUUUCAAAAUAAAGCAUGAUCUCACUUACUAGAAUGGAUUGCAAGACAGUGUGGUGCAGUAGUUUGUAGUUUUGAACUAAGAAGCUGUGAGACCAGUGUUCACAUCUCCACUGGCUGAUAUGGGACAAGUCACAAUUUUUCAGCUUGAACUACUGUAAGGAGGAUAAAAUGAGUAGUGGAGAGGCAAUUCAUACUAGUGGGGUAGGAGAGCUGAAAACAAUGCCAAUAUAUUUCACAUCUUGCAAACCAAUGCAACUCUUUGGUUUCAGAUAGCCCAUGAGUCAGAAAAGCCCAGGACACAAGUUCUCAUGGCCCUCUAGUGGCUAUGGUGUCUCAUUUACCAGACGUAAUGUCUUUAGCAUUCCACUCUGGAAGUGUAUACUCGAUUCUGACCAAGCUAAGCCUCCAAAUUGUAUGGAAACGCCAAAGGAACGUGGGGAGAGCUGCCAUUGUCAGUGGCUAUUCAGGGAGCCUGCCACAGGUGUCCUUAAGAUCCAGAACAGAUGGGACAUGCAACAACUAAUCAUGCCACCUUAUUAAGAGCGCAGAUGCAUCUUGUGCCUAAUGAGUUAUUUGCUUUGGGCUUUGAUCCUGGGUCCGUCUGAGAUAGCAGGAACAUUGGCACUUGGGAUGGAGCACACACACAAACAAGGAAAUCCCCAUGGAGCGAGAGCAGAUGCCUGCAAUUGUGCUUGGCAAGCAGCAGAUGGGUCCUGGGCUGCUGCCACUUCCAAGAGGAGGAAAAAAAAAAUAAGGCUUCUUCAUGGGGCAGAGUUUGCUUCAAUUGCCACCUGAUCAGCAGCUCUGCUGAAAUGACCCAUUACUAAUUGUCAGUCGGUCACACUUUGGGCGAAGUUUCCCCCCCUUUAAAUGCUGAACAUGCCAACUACAGCUUUUGUGGCUUGAAUUUGCCCCAUUACAGCCAACAAGGUUUCUGUGUAUAUCUGUGCCCCUGGGUAUCUGCAGUUGGUAACUUGCAUAAAGGAGGAAAUUGGGAUGUAACUGUUUUUUUUAAAAAAGUUAAGAUUUACACAGUGACCACACACUGGUGGCAGCCAUUGGGGGUGAGGGGAAGCUGUUGGCUUUUAAGGAAGGCGAAAGAAUCACUGAGCUCUCACCCUAAAAUAGAUACGGUGGCAGAACAGGGGCCCAGGGAGCAGGUCAGAUAUGAGAGGCACAUUGCUUUCCCCACAGCUCCAGCAGCACAGAAGUUAUUUAGGGAUGCAAUGGUGAAAUUGAAAACAUCUCUCAGCGGCCCAGGAUACAUUAAGUGAUUGCACAUGUGCCACUCAGAGCACUAUCGAGGCUCCUUGCACACAUAUGAAAUACAGAAAUCCAUUUUUAAAAUGUAAUAUGUUUUCUUAAAAAAGAAAAGAAAAAACCCAUGGACAGGGAUUCAGGAAAGUAGCUUUGGCAUUGCUGCAUUUUGUAUGGGUGAGUCACUUGUGACCUAUAUGCAUUUGAUCUGAUGGGCAUUUUUAACCAGCUCUCCACUCACCUGUUCAGGCUCUUCCUAGUGGUGGUGCAUUAGGAAAUCAAUUUUUCCUACAUUUCAAACCAUAUGUUUCUGUAGUACAAUACCACUCCCAUCAUCCCUGACCACUGGUCAUUCUGGUUGGGGCUGAUAAAAGUCUUCUUCCACUAGGAAAGUAGUCCUUUGAUCAGGAUGAACAGGCCUGUCUCCCUUACUCAAUUCAUCUUCUCCUCAGGUGAUCAUCUGCUGCACAUACACUUGCUUUUAGCUGCCCUUGUCCUAAAGCCAUUUCCCACUCAACAUGAGAAAGUUGGGAGAAAGCCUGGCCAACUUCACCAGCUCCCUAUCCCCUCCUUGCACCUGCACUGGCAUCAUGAAAUCAUUAGCACAGUGGGUUAGACAGGGAAUGCAGCAAGGAAAGAGUUAAGACUAUCAGACCAUCACCAACCAUCUCUUCAUCCAAGAGCAGCCUCAGGACAAUACAGACCAGUAGCAGAGGCAGCCAGCUGUAGAAAUACGUUUCUCCCAUUCCAUCUGGAGAAACAAGAAAACUGUAACUGAUGAAUGGUGAAUAUGAACACUACAAGCAACUCACCAUUUAUGCAUGUUCAAGGCACACGUGCACCACUGCGAACCCGGAAGUGGCAUGAAAAGAGGCAAAAAUGGCCCUAAACGAGCACAAAAAUUGGCAAAAGUGGUGCUAAAGCAGCAUCUAGCAAUCCCACGAGCCUUUGCACUGACCUUUUGAGGCCUGUGGAGAGAUGGAGAGGGAGUGAUUCUGGUGGAGUUUGGCGGAUUUUGGUUUUUUUUAGGGGGUUCCAGAGCUUUAGAGGGCGUUUUCAGGCUUUUUCAAUGGCGUUCCCAGUAUAUGUGAUUUCACUUACAUGUGUGGUGCUUCAGGAUAUAAGGGUAAAGGGACCCCUGACCGUUAGGUCCAGUCGUUGACGAUUCUGGGGUUGCGGUGCUCCUCUCGCUUUACUGGCCGAGGGAGCAUGUGGCCAGCAUGACUAAGCCGCUUCUGGCAAACCAGAGCAAUGCACAGAGACACCGUUUACCUUCCCGCCGGAGCGGUACCUGUUUAUCUACUUACACUUUGACGUGCUCGCGAACUGCUAGGCUGGCAGGAACAGGGACUGAGCAACGGGAGCUCACCCCCUCACGGGGAUUCGAACUGCCGACCUUCUGAUUGGCAAGCCCUAGGCUCUGUGGUUUAGACCACAGCGCCACCUGCGUCCCUUGCCUCAGGAUAUAGCCCCUAUGUAAAAGGGGAGUUGCCUGCCAAUGAAAAAGGGAGGGGCGCUUCCAAAGUGA